AUGAAUAAUAUCACCAUUGUUGGUAGUGGUAAUUGGGGAAGUGUUGCGGCAAAGCUUAUUGCUUCUAACACCAUCAACCUCAAUUCCUUCAAUGAUGAAGUUAGAAUGUGGGUAUACGAAGAAACUUUACCAAGUGGAGAGAAGCUCUCAGAUGUCAUCAACCAAACCAAUGAAAAUGUUAAGUAUCUCCCAGGAGUGAAGCUUGGCAAAAAUGUAGUUGCAGAUCCAGACCUUUUAAAUGCAGUGAAAAAUGCAAACCUGUUGGUAUUUGUAACACCGCAUCAAUUCAUGGAAGGAGUAUGCAAAAGGCUUGACGGGAAAAUAAGGAAAGAUGCAGAAGGGAUUUCCCUUGUUAAAGGGAUGGAGGUGAAGAGGGAAGGACCAUCCUUGAUCUCUACUUUAAUCUCCAAUCAAUUGGGAAUCAAUUGUUGUGUAUUAAUGGGAGCCAAUAUAGCAGAUGAGAUUGCAAAGGAGGAAUUUAGCGAGGGGACUGUUGGAUACCGCCGUGACAAAGAAGCUGCAGAGAGAUGGGUUCAGUUGUUCAACACUCCUUAUUUUAGUGUGACAUCUGUUCAGGAUAUUGAAGGUGUUGAAAUGUGUGGAACCCUGAAAAAUAUAGUGGCUGUAGCUGCAGGUUUAAUUGAUGGCUUGAAGAUGGGAAAUAACACAAAAGCUGCAAUCAUGAGAAUUGGUCUGAAAGAGAUGUUAGCAUUUUCGAAGUUGUUGUUUCCAUCUGUUAAAGACAGUACAUUAUUUGAGAGCUGUGGUGUAGCUGACCUUAUCACAACAUGCUUGGGUGGAAGAAAUAGGAAAGUUGCUGAGGCUUUUGCACUAAAUGGGGGAAAGAGGUCUUUUGAUGAACUUGAAGAACAGAUGCUUAAAGGCCAGAAAUUGCAGGGUGUAUUAACGGCAAAAGAGGUUCACGAGGUUCUGGUGAUUCGCGGAUGCGUAGAUAUGUUUCCUCUCUUCAAAGCAGUGUAUGAAAUCAGCUCAGGUUUCCUUCCACCAACAGCUAUAGUCGAGUUCAACAAUAACAUCCCCCACCAUAGACAAAACAAGCUCUAG
Messenger RNA from Lathyrus sativus (Indian pea), 1065 nucleotides. The record is from the annotation of a GenBank genome assembly. Lineage: Eukaryota; Viridiplantae; Streptophyta; Magnoliopsida; Fabales; Fabaceae.